GCUCAGCACUGACCCAUGGUUGCCACCGAGAAGAAGACUACCAGAAUCGAGUUGCUCGCUGUCAACGAUGCAGCCAUGCCCGAAAUGAGUCCCAAGGGUGCCGCCGGAGGCCACGGCUUGGACACUGGAAACGGAAAGGCCCUUCGCCACCACUCACUUCGCGGGGAGAGAUCGUCAAGGGACUUGGAGCUGCAGGUGAAAACAUCCCUAAGAAAUGACAACAACAGCGCAUCACUUCGCCCCGCUCGCAAGGUGCUCUCUCACAGGCCGGAGCAACAUCGCUGGGGUCAUUGUUUUCAGAGUCUUCAACAAGUAGAAUUUCAUCCUACUUGUUGUUCUCGCCGGGAUGUGCCGUCUUCGACAGAGGCGCUUCAAGGGGAUGAACUCGCCGUCUUCGACAGUACUGUAAUCGUGGAAGGAGCGAGGGAGAGAGUUCUAGUCUAA
Molecule: messenger RNA, 444 nt
Organism: Juglans microcarpa x Juglans regia
Lineage: Eukaryota; Viridiplantae; Streptophyta; Magnoliopsida; Fagales; Juglandaceae
Exons: 2
Coding region: 16-444 (142 amino acids)
Source: RefSeq, a predicted model, not a curated record